GAAACAUGGGACUUGACAGCGCGUUCAUGCACGAGCAUACAGAGGAUAUCAAGAUUAGAUCAGAUCAGACAGAUUUGUCAAGUUUCAUAACUGGUGUUUCAGGAAGAUUUUCACUAAAACGUUAAUAGUGCUUGUUGCUGGUUGUGGGUUGCUGUUGUUGUUGUUGUUUUUUCUUCGAGUUCGUGGGUGUAAACUUUUGUCAGGGCAAUCAGCCCCUGCUUUAUCGUCCUGCCGCAAUCCGGCGGGUGUUAAGAUCCAUGGAAGUGGUCGGUAUUUACGAAAGGGACUGCCUUGCAUUCCACAGCGGCCACAGUCUUGGUCCCGUGUACAAAACCUCCACUGACGGCUCGAUGACGAAACUCGGCAUCUCCGAGCACGAGAAGGCGAUCGACUUUAGCAUCUACUUGGACUCCGUUCCCCACUACCCUCAGCCGGCAGUCCACGGCGAGGAGAUCUACAACGCGGACUUCUCUAUCAGCGAGGACGCCAAGAGCAAGCGAGCCGCCUCGGAGGCGCCCAGUUACAAGAGCUACGCGCCGCUGACCGAGCGCGACGCCAACCGGAGCCAGCUCGGCUACCCAGAGCUCCAGGAGACGCGCCUUGACACCGUUUUCAGCCCGGACUUCCUGGGCGGUUACAGCAAAAGUCAGUGGAGAGGCGACGUGAACGAAGACCCGCGGAUGGACGGAUCGGGGGGCUUCGACAUGCGCUCCUACCUGCAGUACCAGUCGGCGCCAAGCGGAAGCCUAGGGAACAUCUCCAACGCUUCCUCGUCGUGCUCGAGCCCGCCUGGCACGCCCGCUCCGUCCAGCAAUGAUAGAUCGCCUCAACCGGGCGGUAAAAUCCCGUCUACAGGUAAAGGCAAGAAGCGACUGGACAAGGACAGCGAUGAGUACCGGCAGCGGCGUGAGCGCAACAACCUGGCCGUGCGCAAGAGCAGAGACAAAGCGAAAAUGCGCAAUCUGGAGACGCAGCACAAAGUGCUGGAGCUGGCGGCUGAAAACGAGCGGCUGCAGAAACGUGUAGAGCAGCUUUCCCGAGAGCUGGCCACCCUGCGCAACCUGCUCUCCGCCACCGGCCAGUGCUAACGCAUACUUCAACAACCUUUCUACACAAGACUGUAAAACAUUGCUUCCAAAGAGUAUGCAUUAUUAUUUUUUAUUUUGUUUUUAUUUUAAUUUUUUUAAACAAAUAAGUCAGUUUUGCGUGAAAAUGACAAACCGUGCUUAUUAAAAAAUGUUUACAAGAGCGAAAGAGCAUGAAAAGGGGACUGGCGCCUGGAUUGCGCAACACUUUCUCCCAUGCUCGAUGACUUUGUCACUCUGGUGGUGUUGUGGAAGCCCGCUCGUGUACUUUGAUCUGUACAGUAUUUUUGUACGGGUGAAAUGUCUACUGUUUUUAAUAAUACUCUGUUAUUUAAAUACCUUUUCCCCCCAUAAUCUGGGGCAGUGGCUGUCGAGGGAAGAGUUGUACUGCAGAGGUAUGAUGCAACGCAUUGUAACAGUAUUGGCCAUGCAAGUAGUCUGCUAAAACAGAAUAACGGUAGAUAUCAUGUAUUGGUUAUAUAAUAUUUUAUUGAAUUAAAUGAUUUUUAUGUCUUUUUGA
Messenger RNA from Ictalurus punctatus (channel catfish), 1605 nucleotides. RefSeq names its product CCAAT enhancer binding protein beta (gene cebpb). Gene Ontology annotation, molecular function: RNA polymerase II cis-regulatory region sequence-specific DNA binding; DNA-binding transcription factor activity, RNA polymerase II-specific. The transcript has a single exon. Gene Ontology annotation, biological process: DNA-templated transcription; regulation of transcription by RNA polymerase II. The record is from RefSeq and is a predicted model, not a curated record. NCBI's taxonomy places the organism in Eukaryota, Metazoa, Chordata, Actinopteri, Siluriformes, Ictaluridae. The coding region runs from base 258 to 1088 and encodes 276 amino acids.